GGACACCGUCGACAGGACAGUCCGUACACUUAUUGUUUUGAUCAACAGCGAUAGCAUAAUUAUUCAAAAAUAUAACUGUAGUUUUUAGAAACUAAUUGUAAUUACUUUCAUUAUGAGUUGUAAAGUAUGAGCGCUAUAUCGUACGAAGACUUUAUCAAUGCUGCUGAACAAUUUUUAAAGAUAUCACAAAAGAUAAACGACGGAUGGCAAUUGUUGCAACUACAAGAAGAUAAAAGUAAGAUAUAUCUCAAGAAAGAGAGCUUUAAACUUUGUGAAAGAACAGGCGAUUCUACUCUUCUAAAAACUGAAUAUGUAAUAUUUUACAACCAUAGUUAUGGCGUACCAUCAUUCAGUUUUAAUGUGUGGAACUCGACAGGAGCCCUCCUGACUUUGGAGAAUAUUAGACAAAUGUCUUUUAUCAGUAUCAGUGAAAAGGACUUCUACUCUGUUGUAACUCAACAGGAGCACCCAAUUUUCUUCCGUCCAUAUUUCAUGGUGCAUCCUUGUCACACUGAAGAACUGCUUUUGGCGUUCAAAAACAAGUCAAAGAACAUUAUUGUGACAUUUCUUGGAUUAAUAACUGUACUGAUAAAAUUAGACUUGCCAGUAGAAUAUGGGUUGAGUUAAAUUAUUUUUUAAAUCUGUUUUAUUAUGUAUUUUACGCUAUUUUUUAUUAAUGCUGUUGAUUGGUGAUUUAUAGGCAAGAUUAAAUUAGGUUGUUUAUGUAUCAGCAUGUCCAGUAGACCUAGACACAUUCACAUAGGCCUCCUCUACAUUUUCCAUUUUUGUCCAUCAUAAUUUUCACCAAGGCACUUUGCCGAAACUAUUUAGUUAUAGAUAUUAUCUGCUGUAACCAAUAUUUUUACAAUACAAUAAUCUUUAUUUAUUA
This is a messenger RNA of Cydia fagiglandana, 889 nucleotides long. RefSeq names its product ubiquitin-like-conjugating enzyme ATG10 (gene Atg10). The transcript is spliced from 2 exons. The coding region runs from base 127 to 627 and encodes 166 amino acids. The record is from RefSeq and is a predicted model, not a curated record. NCBI's taxonomy places the organism in Eukaryota, Metazoa, Arthropoda, Insecta, Lepidoptera, Tortricidae. Gene Ontology annotation, molecular function: Atg12 transferase activity. Gene Ontology annotation, biological process: protein lipidation; macroautophagy; protein modification by small protein conjugation. Gene Ontology annotation, cellular component: intracellular anatomical structure.